This is a messenger RNA of Puccinia graminis f. sp. tritici CRL 75-36-700-3, 2134 nucleotides long. RefSeq lists its product as uncharacterized. The coding region runs from base 152 to 1021 and encodes 289 amino acids. The transcript has 3 exons. The record is from RefSeq and is a predicted model, not a curated record. NCBI's taxonomy places the organism in Eukaryota, Fungi, Basidiomycota, Pucciniomycetes, Pucciniales, Pucciniaceae.
AAGCUGGGUGUUGUUUGAGAUUUGCGAGUUGGCUCAGGCUGACCAAAACCAACCAAAGACAACCAUCGAACGGUCAAGAGCCCUUGAUCAUCAAUCAUCAACUUCUUCUUCUUCAUCAAACCAAACCAAACCAACCACUUCAACUACCAACAUGCGUCUCAUCCUCCUCAGGACCAUCUGCAUCCUAAUAACCACAUCCAUCAUCCCACCCACUCUCAACCAACUCAUCAACCAACCAUCCAACAACCAACUCCAGCCUCGUCAAGUCGUCAACAAUCCAAACCAAAACCAAAACCAAAACCAGAACCCGAAUCAGAAUCAGAACGCAAACCAGAAUCAGAAUCAGAAUCAGAAUCAGAAUCAGAAUGCAAAUCAAAACCAGAAUCAGAAUCAACCCACAACGACUGCUGGUCAAGUUCAAGCAACCCAAAGUGCAUCCCGAGCUGGAACGAAUGCACCAGGACCAUCGACAUCAUCAGUAUUCUCAGCACCGAUCGAUUCACCUGCCGGAGGACUAGUAUUCACCCAACCACCAGCAACAGCAGCGGCCUCCUACUACAAGAUCGCCCAGAACCAACCGCUGACCUUUGGCUGGAACUACACCAACAUCCUAUCCUACGGGAACUCGAUCACCGUGGUUGCCUACUGUUCGCUCAACAAGAUCUCCUACACCAUCUCCACCCUGCCCGCCCAGGCCACCGCGAUCACCUGGGACCCCUAUGCGCUCCAGCAGCAGCCCGGCUAUCCUCUCUUCGCUGAGGCGACCUACACCCUCCAGAUCUUCGACGAACGCGGCAUGGGCGCCGGACCCACUCCCGGACUCAUGGCUCCUAGCAGUCAGAUGAAAUUCGCCAUGUAUAAGCCCCAACCUUACACCCCUCUGGCUUCUUGGACUUGCUCCACUUGUUCCGGCGCAAGGGGCUUCUUCCACAACUACUCUCCCGUCCUUCUCGCUUGCUCUUUAAGUCUGAUCACGGCUAUCGGCGGCGGCUGGUACGGCGUCCUCGCCGCAAUCCGCUAACUCAAUCUCUCCUCCCCCCCACCCCUUCCUUUCACUUUCUUUCUUUACCUUCUUUUGACUGUAUAAUUCCCCUCCCUCCCUCUUUCUUCACUCAUCCCCACUCUAUCUGCCCCCUUCCACCCUUCUUCCUCUCCUUUUCUGCUGCCUCGUCGACCUCAAAGAUGACAACAACGGAUGAUGAUGAUGAUGACGAUGAUGUUCUCAUUGUUUAUGAAUCGAUCGAUUUGAUCACUCUUUCUCUUCUCUCUCUCGGAGUUGGAUAAGCAAACACACACACACACUUCAUCACUACUACUUACACACUCGAUUUAUUGUUUAACUAUCCUCACUCACUUUCAAAGACAAGCUAUUAUCUCUCUUUUCUUUUUUUAGCAUCCUUUUUUUUGAUGAACUAGAUUUUUUUGAUUUCUCAAGUAGUAGCUAGUGUUAGUAGUAGUUUAUUCCCCCUACCCCUUCCCCCACCUCCCGUUCUCUUUUCAUUUAGACAAAAGUAUCUAGCUUUUCCUUUUCCAUGGGUUUCUCUGGCUUAUUCUUAUAUAACUCAAUUCGUUCUUUUCUUUCUUCUUCUUCUUCUUCUUUCCCUUAAUUCCAAUUAUCCCUCCUCCUUUUUCUUUGAUAAACAAAACCAAAACCAAAAAAUCAUUCCAUUUCCAUUUCCAUGCCUUUUUUUUUCUUUUUCUCAAUUCAAUGUUUUUUUUUUUUCAUCAACUAAACUAAAUGGGUUUUUUUUCUUCUUCUUCUUUCCUCCCUCUAUACACAUUCUCUAUACAAAUACAGUUGUUUUCUUUAUAAUGAACAUUAUGAUCAACCUUAUGAACUUAUCUUCUUCUCUUCUUCCCAUUUUCUAAAUUAUUUUGUUCCUUUUUUUCCCUCCAACAUGACUCAAUCAAUCAAUCAAUCAAGGUUUCUUCAUUUAAUCAUUCCGAGUAACUCACAUACCUUCAUUGUCUCAUUGUUUCUCUCUCUCUCUCUUUUGGGGUGGGCUUUAUAUUAACAAGAAAUGAAUGCAAUGUAUCAGAAAACAAAUCACAGUCAUACAACUACUCAAAUAAUCAACUUUUUUCUUCUUCUUUGUGUUGUUGCCAAUUCAUCAUACACAUAAACCGAUUUCCA